Messenger RNA from Sebastes umbrosus (honeycomb rockfish), 1790 nucleotides. RefSeq names its product cd7 antigen-like (gene cd7al). Lineage: Eukaryota; Metazoa; Chordata; Actinopteri; Perciformes; Sebastidae. Gene Ontology annotation, biological process: adaptive immune response. Bases 87 to 1217 code for a protein of 376 amino acids. Gene Ontology annotation, molecular function: signaling receptor activity. Gene Ontology annotation, cellular component: membrane. The record is from RefSeq and is a predicted model, not a curated record. The transcript has 7 exons.
AUAAAAUUCAUCUUGAAAUCCAAUGCUGGUUUGUCCUGACGUGCGUUGAGCCCAUCCAUAUCAGCCUUAAAACCCACUCAGCUGGCAUGAAAGUAUUGAAGAUGACUGGGAUUAAGUACCUGGCUUGUCUGUGGACUCUGUUCAUCACUCUGACUGGAUUUGUGUCCAGCGACAUUCAGUUCUUGGAGAGAAAUGAGGGUGAAUCUGUGGUUCUUCCCUGUGUGGUUAAUCAAAGGAACCCUUCGCCCUUCGGUAUGUACCUGAAGCGCAACUGGCUGCAUCCCAGUGAAGUGAUUUACAAGAUGAAAGAGGCAGAAUUCCAUGCGGAUAAUAAAGAUGACAAGAACCGCAUCAGCGUCAGCGGAGACCCGAGCAUCCACUCUCUGAAUGUGACCGUCACUCAGCUGACUGCCAGUGACACAGACCACUACUACUGUGAGUUUGUUGUGGAAAAUCCCAUCGGUGCAGAUGAACAAAUACGUGGAACGACUGAAUUCUUCCUCCUUGUUAAGGCUGACGCCCCUGGGUCAGUGGACAUAGGGUUGGUAGAGACGUGUUCUGGGGGCUCGGUCGUGCUCCCCUGCACCUCCCCACACGGGGAGGCCUUGGCCGUGGAGGGGGUGAGUCUGAAGCGGCAGAGGGGCCGGGCACCCGUGGAGGUGUUGUACCACUCAAAGCGUCACCACGGCAGCAGCCCUCCAUCCUCCUCCCAGUUCCCUGUCGAGAGGGUCCAUUUGUUCUCGGCGCCCGGUCCCAGGGGCAUCACCUACAACCUCACCCUGCAGCAGCUGCAGCCAGACGACAGCGCCCUAUACAGCUGCCAGCUGCUCCUGCGCGGCGGGCCUGACACCAGCACCACUCUAGGGAGACAAGUGUUCUUUGUUUCUGUGCAAGGAGGUCAAUGCGGUUGCGCCAACUACUCCACUCUGCUGUAUGCUUUGUCCGCAGCUGUGGCCGUUCUCUUCCUUCUCCUCCUCCUUGGAUUUGUGGUGAUGUAUAAAGGCAAAGCUCGCCGCAGUGUCAAGUCACACCCUCAGGCCCCCAUCUACGAGGAAAUGACCGGGUUGAAGCCUGACAGUCGAAAACUAGCCGCCUGCCAUCUGGAGGAAAUGGAGUCUUCGGAGUACAGAAACUGCUCUGCGAAGAAAACCUGUCCUGAAAACCAUUACGAAAGUCCCAGCGGGGCCCUCCGCCCCUGGAGUCAAUCUCAGAAAUGAAAUAUUAGACCUUAUUGUCACCAGCAUCGUGCACUAGACCAACUUAUCAACUCAGCUGCCUGAAAAGUCCCUGCACUCAAUUCAGCCCUUGUACUGUCUUUUAUCUCAUGUUUAUUGGACUGUUGAUAUUUGAAAGUGUUUUUUUUUUGGCAUUUUCUUUAAAAAUCUUUGUAAAUGUUGACGGCCCCUGUCUAUUUUUGAAUAUUUCAGCAAAUUAAAGGUACUCUGUUUUGGAAAAAAUUAUCUGUAUUAUCUCUACUAUGUAUAAUCUGUAGGGAAGGAAACAAGAUUUUGGUAUCGGAAGCGUUCUGGUUUCCGUUUGUAGUCUGAGUGGUUACUCUGUUGAUCUGACUUUUUGUAAAAUUAUAGUAAAAGCCAAGUUGACCAAGGUAUUAAAGUAGCCUAUAUAGACUGAAGCAGAGUGUUCAGCAGGUAUAUAAACCCAGAGGUCUUUGCUUUUAAAUCAUAUGCUUGAUCUUUUAGUUGACUUUACCAAUUUAAACUUGCAAAUAUUACAGAUAAGCAGUAUUUAUAUGUGAUAAACAAUAAAUUGGAGUCAAUAUUAAAACUGAA